This is a messenger RNA of Seminavis robusta, 1102 nucleotides long. Lineage: Eukaryota; Bacillariophyta; Bacillariophyceae; Naviculales; Naviculaceae. The record is from the annotation of a GenBank genome assembly.
CUAGCAAGUUGCUGCAACAAUAGAACAUUAUUUGGAGGGCAGGUGGCCAAAAUUGUGGACUUGCAACCCCACCUCUGUCCAAUGUCCUGUUGUUUAAAGCUCCCAUAACCUCUUGAAAAGCAUGCUUAAAUCCCUCCGACAGUCCAGCAAAACAACACGACUGAAGCCACGAACUUCUUUCGCACCUUCGCACCACAUCCAUCCUCAUCUCGGUCUUGGCACAAUCUGACAAUCCAAACUCGACCAUGCUGCCUCGUUAUCUGUUUCUCUGUGCACUGCUAUGUGCAGCAACAGCAGUCAGUGCCCAACCAGACAACUGCGGAGCUUCUUGGGAUAGCAGUGCCACCGAAAUCAAUGGAUGCAACGCCAAACUCGAAGAGGAUCAUCCUUGUUCUUUCCGAGACGAUGCUUCUACUUCAAUCGCUCCUGCUACCGAAGAAGAUCGACGCACGGUGGAUAUUCGAUAUUUUUCGUGCCAAAUUUUAUCACAAGGCGAAGAUGAAUGCACCCAGACCGAAACCUUUGUGGUGCAUGGCAACGCGAUUCUGCUCAUUGACGGAAUGCUGGUUCAGCGACAACCAGGCAGCAACAGCACAAGCGAUCAGAUUUGUUUUCUCUACGAUCACCAUGACGGCAAGUCCCCGACGGAAGACUGUCGCAUGGAGUGUCUGAGCAUUGAAGAGAAUCUUGGAACCGAAACGAUAAUCAACACCAACAGCGUGCAGGGGUUGCCCAACUAUGGAUCGGCCACCAGAAAUCGGCAUGUGAUCAUUACGACAACCGGAAUCAGAAGCGCAGCUUCUCGCAAUACCCAAGUUGUUUCCUGGCUCUUGGCUGCCAUCACCAUGGCAGUUGGCAUGCAGUGGCUCUAGCUAGGCUAGCUAGCAAUACGGUACGGUGAAUUUCGAUGAGGAUGCGGCCUAGGACAAUCGACAAUUCGACUUUUUGUCUUCUUUCAAAACCGGAAUUCUUGCCAGUCCUCAAGAUGGUUGUGUAUGGCAGAAACUUGCGAUCCAGUGUAUUUAGCUAGUAGAGUUCUUUGCAUCAACUUCCACAUCUUCUCAUCGGAAUGUGCGUAAUAGUAGAGGCAAUUGAUUUUUUG